AUCCUCUGUCUGCAUCUGUCCUUCUUGGCACCACCGGGCUCCCUCUUUCUGGCGCUGCUUGCUGCUGCUGCUUGCCGCCAGUCUCUCCGACCAGCCGCUUCGUAUCGUCUGCUUGAUACCGGCCACUUCAUAUCCGCUGCCUUCCCCGACUCACCAACCAACCGCACAACUGCACAACUGCACAACUGCACAACGGCCCCGCCAUGCAAAACACUUCCACUCCCUCGGUUAACCCCGAGUAUCAUCAAGUGAACAGGAUCCAGGGGAUCCGGAACCAGAUCGAUCAAACCGUCGACCAGAUGCGUGAAAACAUCGAGCUGGCCGAGCAGCGAAAGUACAGGCUCGAUAGCCUGGAGGACAAGACCGAUGACUUGGAGCGUGGCGCCAGGUCCUUUGACAAUACCGCCACCAAGAUCCAGUCAAAGACCUGGUGGAAGGCCCUCAAGUGGCGGAUCGCCAUGAUCGCUUUGAUCACCGUCAUCCUCAUCAUCGUUAUCCUGAUCAUUCUC
Polychytrium aggregatum is the source of this 509-nucleotide messenger RNA. Its product is annotated as synaptobrevin. The record is from RefSeq and is a predicted model, not a curated record. Gene Ontology annotation, molecular function: syntaxin binding; SNAP receptor activity. Gene Ontology annotation, biological process: vesicle-mediated transport; vesicle fusion. Lineage: Eukaryota; Fungi; Chytridiomycota; Chytridiomycetes; Polychytriales. The transcript has 2 exons. The annotation marks the transcript as partial. Gene Ontology annotation, cellular component: SNARE complex; plasma membrane.